CAAUUCCGCAGCAGUCGUCAAUAUCAUGAGUUCCGGGCGCAUCCGAGUGCUGUGCGAGCGCAUCAUGAGCCGCGGCUACGAGCCGCGCGUGGCGCGCCUCAUGGAGAACGUCAAGUCCACGGUACGCGCGCAGCCGGGCUUCCUCUCCAUCGAGACGUACGCGCAGGUGGACGACCACACCAAAUACGUCGUCUUCUCCGAGUGGGAGUCCAAGAAGGACUUCGACACGUGGCUGGCCAGCAAGGAGUUCCAGGAGUGCACGCAGCAGAUCAACGAGCUGCUGGACGUCCCCGGACUGCACAUGCGCAUCUUCAAGACCCCCAAGGACGACGUGUUCCUCCUCUGAGCAGUCAACUUCUGUACCAAGGGGUCUGCAAGCAUCCUUGCAUCAUUCUACCAAGUUGUCUAUUCAGAGCACUAGAAGAGCAUUUUCAAUGCAGUCUACAUUGCACGUAUGCUUG
This is a messenger RNA of Phytophthora sojae, 461 nucleotides long. RefSeq lists its product as hypothetical. The transcript is spliced from 2 exons. Bases 26 to 346 code for a protein of 106 amino acids. NCBI's taxonomy places the organism in Eukaryota, Oomycota, Peronosporomycetes, Peronosporales, Peronosporaceae. The record is from RefSeq and is a predicted model, not a curated record.